Molecule: messenger RNA, 1812 nt
Organism: Paecilomyces variotii
Lineage: Eukaryota; Fungi; Ascomycota; Eurotiomycetes; Eurotiales; Thermoascaceae
Product: squalene epoxidase-domain-containing protein
Exons: 2
Coding region: 221-1669 (482 amino acids)
Biological process (GO): ergosterol biosynthetic process
Cellular component (GO): endoplasmic reticulum; membrane
Molecular function (GO): flavin adenine dinucleotide binding; squalene monooxygenase activity
Source: RefSeq, a predicted model, not a curated record
CUCGCUUUGUCUAGAUGAUCAGGGGAAACUCCGCGCUAGCGCCAGGCACGGGAAUUCACAUGCUCACGCCACUCUUCACUUUCUGGCCGAUAAAAAAGAAAAGUAACCUGGUGUUUCUCCCUCUUCUCCCACACGUCUGUUGUCCAGCUGUCCUUCGAAACAUGCAACUGACCGUGGAAACUCUCUCUUUCUGAUCCUCUCUGCGUUCGCGUCGUCCACAAUGACUACUACCACUAUCGUUGAAGCUCCGGCGGAGCCCGUCACCAAGGCCCGCGAUGAGGCGGAAGUGCGCAGGCGUGUGCACCACGAAGCAGACGUCGUGAUCGUGGGUGCUGGUAUCAUGGGCUGUGCUCUUGCUGUCGCACUGGGCAGACAGGGACGCAGUGUGCUGUUGCUGGAACGGUCUCUCAAAGAGCCUGAUCGUAUUGUUGGCGAGUUGUUGCAGCCUGGUGGUGUCCGAGCGCUCGAGCAGUUGGGACUUAGCGAUUGUCUCAAGGGCAUCGAUGCAAUUCCCACCAGAGGCUAUGAUGUGAUUUACCACGGUGUCCCAGUCCAGAUUCCCUAUCUCAAGCCAGAUGGUUUCUCCUCGAUCUCAGAAGGCUGCGCCUUUCACCAUGGACGCUUUGUCAUGAAACUGCGCCAGGCUGCCAUGGACUGUCCCAAUGUCACCGUUGUCGAGACUACCGCCACUUCCCUUGUUACCUCUCCGCAUACAAACCAGGUCCUAGGUGUCGAUUGCACCACCAAUGGCUCGAAGGAUUGCUAUUUCGGCCAGCUCACCGUCAUUGCGGACGGAUACGCCUCCAAGUUCCGCAAGGAACACCACCCACACACUCCCAAGGUGAAAUCGAAGUUCUUUGCGCUGGAGUUGAUCGAUGCGGAGCUCCCCAUGCCCAACCAUGGCCAUAUCAUCCUGAGUGACAAUGCGCCUGUUCUCCUGUACCAGAUCGGAACACACGAAACCCGCGCGCUGGUCGAUAUCCCCGAGAAUCUCCCCUCUGCGUCCGUGAAGAAUGGAGGUGUCAAAGGCCAUCUGCGUAACACUGUGCUUCCGUCGCUUCCAAAGAGUGUGCAGCCAUCCUUCCUGGCGGCGCUCGAGAAGAACCAGUUGCGCUCGAUGCCGAACUCGUUCCUUCCGGCAUCCACGAACAACACUCCGGGCUUGGUGAUCUUGGGAGAUGCGCUCAAUAUGCGCCACCCAUUGACUGGUGGUGGAAUGACUGUCGCGCUCAAUGAUGCUGUGAUGGUGCGUGACCUGCUUAGUCCUGAGAAGGUUCCGGACCUCUCAGACACAAAGAAGGUCCUGAAGCAGAUGUCCGCCUUCCAUUGGAAGAGAAAGAACUCCGCUUCAGUCAUCAACAUUCUAGCCCAGGCUCUUUACAGUCUGUUUGCGGCUGAUGACGACAAUCUCAAAGUGCUCCAGCGCGGUUGCUUCCGUUACUUCGAGCUUGGAAUCGUCGAGGGACCUGUCGGUCUGCUUUCUGGCCUGGUCAAGCAGCCGCUUGUCUUGUUCUGGCACUUCUUCGUAGUCGCCUUUCUUUCGAUCUGGGUCAUGAUCAGCGAGGCUCCUCUCUACAUGCUGCCCCUGAACCUCUUGCGCAGCUUUGCUGUUUUUUGGACAGCUUGCGUUGUGAUCUUCCCAUACAUCUUGGUGGAGAUGAAGUCCUAAACGGCAGAAUUCUUAACGACCUUCAACUAAUUUCAUGGACAGGGAGGACUCCUUUACGCGAUCCUGCAAACUUCUUCAUUUCUUGAUGUCGACUGGAUCUUCCAUGCACAUUUUUUUCAGAAAAACAAAACAAUACCCCCUCC